Entamoeba dispar SAW760 is the source of this 609-nucleotide messenger RNA. RefSeq lists its product as uncharacterized. Lineage: Eukaryota; Evosea; Mastigamoebida; Endamoebidae. The coding region runs from base 1 to 609 and encodes 202 amino acids. The transcript has 2 exons. The record is from RefSeq and is a predicted model, not a curated record.
AUGCAAACACCUGAACCUGGAAGAGGUAAUGAAGAAAUAAGUCCUAGGUGCUUAUGUUGUAUUUGUGAACAAGAAGUUACAUUAUUAAAAGAAAAUAAAUUAAAAACAACGAAAUUAUGUAUAUUAAUAUUACGUUCUUUAAAAAAGUUACAUCCAAUGAAUGAUUAUUUCUCUUUAAAAAAAGACAUUUAUUUAUUUAUUAAAAAUCAUUGGAAUAUCUUAGGAAAAAUCAAAUUAUUUCAAAAACCAAAUUGGAAAAAAUGUAUUCUUGAUGCUUUAAAUCAUUGUUCAUCAAUAGAAUCAGGAAAAGAUGUAUUUCAUUAUCGUGGAUAUUACAGAUUAUGUGAUGAAAAAUCAAUACCUACAAAAGAAAUUUUAUUUGAAAAAGAUAAAAUCAAAGAAGAUUUAUUUAAUAGUAUCGAUGUUUUGUCUAGACAAAUUGAAACUAAUAUAAAAUUAUUAAAUUUACUUUAUCAUGAAAUUCCAUUUAAAAAGAAUGAUCGAAAGAGUUAUGAUUUUAUCAUUACCACUCGUGAUAUUCUUGAACGACAAAAGUAUUUUUAUCAAAAAAUUUGUUAUUCUAGUUCUAUUCUUUUAUCUCAUUUAUGA